CUCCUCUUUCCUUCUCUAUACACUUAAGAUGAACUGCCCGCCCCUCCUCUCCCUUCAUCAAAUCCAGCGUCCGAGAUUCGUGUCGUCACCGCCGAUCGAUGUGAAACUUGAAGCCGAUUUUAAAGCGGUGUCGACCUGUGAGAUAUGCAUGUUGUCUUGUGACUCCGAAAUCGAAAGUUUGGAGACGAAGAAGAUAGGACUGAGAAAAAAAGAUAUGCAUACUAGCCAUUAGGUUUCGCGAUGGGACUAUUGUGCGUAUUAGGAGUGUUUCUUUUGUAGUGAGUGGGAUUAGUAUAAGUAGUGCUUGUGAUUCGUAUUAAGACUAUUGUGCGUAUUAGUAGUAUUUCUUCUGUAAUGAUUGUGAUUAGUAUUAGUAGAGAUUGUGAUUCGUAUUAUUAAUAUAAUUUAAUUUGCAUUCAUAGUGAUUGUGUAGUAAUGUUUUUCGUAGUAUUUUUAUCUAUUAGUAGUGAUUUAGUCUCUCUGAUUUCUGUCAACUACUAAGUAGUAAUGAUUUCAUUUGUUUAUUUCAAUUUCUAUCCCCUAAAAAUCACUACUAUUAACAAUUAAAUCACUAUAACAAUUUUAAAAUAACUACUAUACGCACCAAAAAUUACUACUUAAAAGUUGAAAGUAGUACUGAUUUUUGAACAGUUAUUUUAGGACGUAGCUACUGCGAAGAGAAAAGGACAUUUCAAAAUUUUAAUUUUUUAAUUUUCUAAAAUGCCUAAUAUACCCUUCACUAUACAACACCAUUCGAUUCACUUAAAAUGAACGAACGGUGAUUAGAACAGUUAAGAUGGUGCUAACUCCUAUUAAGUUAGCACCCUAGCUUCUCACGAUUGGUACAAUGACUUAAUUAUUCGAUUAAUAAUUUUAUCAAAUCUAAUAACGUACAAACAAAUAUUGUUUUCCUUUUUUUCUUUCAUCCUUUUUAUUUUAUUUUUAUUUCUGUUACUAAAUGAUUAAAUUUCCGCAUUAUUCAACGAGAGAGAAAAAAUAAAUCUCCGCAUUCUCGGAAAUAAUACAUUUGGCAAUUAAAAUAUUCCCAAAUCGGUAGUGAGUAAACAUGGAGCCUGAGUAAUGGCUGACACGUGGCGGUAUCUCUGCGGAAAAAGGUGAGCGUUCACAGGACCUAUCACCCCUCUCCUUCGACGGCUUUGAUUUUGCCAUGUUGGUUUCACGCCAUCGCGUCCGUCCAUUUCGUCAGGCAACGAAAGGCCCAGAUCUAACCAUGUAUGACAGAGACGAAUCUGGACCGUCCGCUAGGGCUCUGGAGUGGGUUGCGCUGCCAGUGAAAUAGGCUAAAAAGAUGAGAGGAGAGGAGAGCACGGAAAGAGGACAGAGAUAGAUAGAGAGAGAGAGUCAGGGGGGAGAAACAGAGAAUUUUAGAGAGAGAGAAGGGAGAAGAAGAAGGAGAGGGGAAGGACUAGGUGGAGAUAAGUGAGAGCAGAGCGCCAGAGGGAGAGGAGAUAGAUCUUCCCUACUGGAAGGAAUUUCUCCACCUCCGAUUGUGUGUAGGAUAUCGCCGGCUCAAUUAGCGCCUCUCUGAAUUUUUCGCCGGUUCCGGCGACACAGAAAUCCACCAUUUUUGCCGACCAGUGAUGCUCGGUUUCCGGUGAUGUGAGAUGCGAUUCAGCUCCUACACCUUUUCUGUUUGUUAACACCUUAUCACAACGCCAGAUAUGGACAGAAACAGAGAACCUAGACGAGUGGCCAUGGCCGUGAGCAACGGCUUGAACCGGCGGCGACAUAGGAGUAACAGCCUCAGAGACUCUCCAGAGGACGACGGACCUGUGGAGUUGCCGGAGACGGUGAGGCUGCGAGAUCGGGGGAUUGGUAAAAAGGAUCGAGAUCGGGACCGGGACAGAGAACGGGAGAGGGAGCGAGAUCGUGAACGGGACAGAGAGCGGGAUAGAGAUCGGAUGAGCAGCCGGAGCAAGCGCCGGCGAGGAGACCGGUUGAUGCACGGCAGCAUCAGAGAAGAUGCCGGCGAUGAAACGACGGAAGAGAGUGUAAACGACGAUGAGGAGGAGGACGACGAUGACGGAGGCGGAGGCGUGGGCGCCGCCAGCUCCCUGAGGAUGUUACCUCCGAAUCCAUCGUCACUCUCUUCUUCUUCUUUGUCAAAUCACCAUCACCAGCACCACCAUCGGAAGAGCUUUCCGCCUCCGGCUAAAGUUUUUAGGGCUUCUCCGGUCGUUACUGCGACUCCUUGGAAGGCUCCCGAUGAGAUGAUUGGGGUGUCGGUGCCUAGAAAAGCUCGGUCAGCUUGUACAAAGAGGUCUCAUGAACCUUGGGCUUCAAGCGGUGGAGUUGGUGCAGAGCAAAUUCAUCGGCAAGCUUCGCAAUCUCCGGUGAGAUCCAGUGGACAAGGGAUUUUGGCUUCAGCGUCCCCUUCCCCUGCUCCGCUCUCACCUUCUUCUUCUAACGCUUCAGCUAAGAAGAAGAUGGCCAAUGGCCAGAAGCAGAAGCCGCCGAAGUCAUCAUCAAAAUCUACUUCCUCAGCUCAAGACGAGAUUGAGAUUGAGAUCGCAGAAGUGUUGUACGGACUGAUGAGGCAGCCUCAGGGUCCUUCAAAGCAAGAAACCAUGCCUCCCACCGCCGAUUUGAAAGAAGUCAACAACAGGCUGAACACCGAUGCCAAAUCCAGAGUCUCAUCGCCGAUCUAUAACUCGUCGGCUACUUUACCUCAACCUUCUUCGGCCCCACAACUAACUAAUUCUACCUCUUCUGCUACAACCAUAUCUGCAACUGCCCCUAAGAGGAAGAGACCUCGGCCAGUGAAGUACGACGAUGAGACCCCAUCAAUAUUCACUGUUCGGAGCAGCUCUCUCCCUCAGCCAAACAAGGUUGAUUCCGAUCAUCCUGCAAAAAUAGAGGCAUCGACUUCCAUGCUGGACAAGAGUCGAGUUGCGGUAGCUGAAAAUGGUGGUGCCGUAUGUAAAUCAUCUUUGAAUCACGCGGUGGCGGCAACGACGCCCCCUUCAGAUCAGUUCCCGGAAUCAGCGAAGGCCGACAACAACAGCAUUUUGUCCAAUUCGAAGCCACCGUUGACUGGCGAAUCAGAUGCUAGAGAUAUGGUGGAGUCGAAAGAGGAGCCCCGAUCGCCGUUUAAAGAAUCUGCUUCCUCUGCUCAUAGAUUGGACGACGAUCGCGAGAAUUCUGUGGCCGUGAAACCUGAUUCAGCAGUUAUCGAGCCUGAGAAUCCACGUGAAGAGAAGUUUCAGAUAGAUCUGAUGGCUCCUCCUCCGUCAAGAUCAUCACCAGAAAGGGACAGUGAAGUUAAUUUUGUGGCUGUAGAUCCUAAACCAGUGGUCACAGAUGGUGAAACGGAGACGAAGCCAGCGGUCAAAGAAGAUGAGAAAGCGGUGAAAAUUGUGAAGGAGGAUGUAAAUGUGGAGCCAGAAGAGAAAAGGAUGAAAGUUACAGCAUUAGGAGAUGUUGAUUCUCAGAAACCAGGUCGAGAUUAUAGUAAAGAGAAGAAUAUUGAUCUCCAGCUUGAUUUGGCGAGGCCAGAGAGGGAUAAUGGCAAUUCUUCAAUCAGUGGGAACAAGUUGCAUCUUCAUCCCCAGAAACAACAGCAGCCACAAACCAUCUCCGAGAAAGCUACCCAAUCAUCCACUCUACCUUUGCCAAUGUCUAUGGCCAGCUGGCCUGGUGGGAUUCCACACAUGGGGUACAUGGCACCUUUACAAGGCGUUGUAUCCAUGGAUGGAAACCCAGUCACUCCUACCCCGAUGCAGCCUCCCCAUUUGCUUUACGGCCAUAACCCUCCACCGACUCGGCCAAAGAGGUGUGCAACACAUUGCUACAUUGCACGUACGAUUCAGUAUCACCAGCAAUGUACGAGGCUUACUUCUUUCUGGCCUGCUGCUGCCGCUGCUGGGUCUACUCUUCCAUUGCCAUAUGGAGGAGCCAAAGCCUUUAAUUCUGUCCCGGCCCCCGAUCUACACUCUGGAAGGGGGUUGAAUCCCGUGCAAGACAAGGGACAACAGGGUAUUGCUAUCUUCCCUGGUCACUCUGGGAAAGACAAGCCCCCUCAAGCUGCUGCUGCAGGUAAUGCUGUGGACACUGCUCAGAGAAAGCAACAGAUUAUGCUUCAGCAGGCAUUGCCAUCUGGAGCAUCAAGCAAUAUUCUGCAUGGUCCUGCUUUCAUAUUUCCUCUAAGUCAGCAGCAGGCAGGAGCUGCAGCAGCUUCAGCCCGUCCUGGCACUGUUAAGUCACCUCCUGCACUACAAGGUUCUGCAUCUUCGGCAAGUGCAACUGCUCCUCCUCCUUCAGUUACCAGUGCUGCAACAGCAAUGGCAGGAGCUGCUGCAGCAAUGAGCUUUAGCUACCCUAAUAUGCCUGCCAGUGAGACUCAGUACUUGGCGUUUCUGCAGAACGGUGCGUACCAAAUUCCUAUUCCGGCACAUGUUGGGGCUGCAGCAUGUUACAGAGGAACACCUCCUUUGCCCUUCUUCAACGGGUCUUUCUACUCUUCCCAAAUGAUUCACCCUUCACAGCUUCAGCAUCAACAACAACAACAACAACAACAACAACAACAACAACAACAGCAACAGCAACAGCAACAGCAACAGCAAACAUCUCAUGCACAGCAAAACCAGCAGGGUCACCAAAACCCUAGUGGCAUGUCUAGUGGUUCUUCAUCGUCCCAAAAACACUUGCAGAAUCAGCAGCAGCAGCAGCAGAGAUCGUCACAUGGUCCUGCUGUCAAUGUUGGCAAUGGAGGAAAUCUGCAGAGCUUCCCUGUUCCCAAAAACCAGCCAUCACAGCUGUCACUACAGCAGCUUCAGCAGAGGCAGCAGCAGAUUCAGAACCAGACUUUCCCACAUCAUCAAGGGCGGCAACUAGAGAAUGAAAUGGGCGGGGAGGACAGUCCGUCCACAGCCGACAGCAGCCGAACCUCCUCCAGACCAAACAUGACAAUGUAUGGGCAGAGUUUCUCGAUGCCAAUGCACCCGCCUAACUUUGCUAUGAUGGCACCUGCAUCAAUGGGAGGAGGGAUGAGCGGUAGUAGCACAGGUGGGAACAACCCGAGCGAGAAGAAAUCGUCCCAGCAACAACAAAAUAAUCAUGGGUCCAAAGCUGGUGGAGCUGAAGCCUUGCAAUCACAGGCUUUUGCCAUGUCCUUUGGGUCCAUCAGUGGCGCCAUGGCUACUCCUGGCCUUGACAUGUCCUCUUUGGCACAUAAUCACCCACUUUUCCAGAACCUAUCCGAGUCUACGAGACAGGGGUAUCAGUUCAUGGCAGCUGCUGCGGCUGCCCAAGCAGCACAGCAUAGUAAGAAGAAUAACAAUAACUACCGUGUUUCCGAGGAUGGUAAGAGUGGAGGGAACAAUGGAACUCAUAUGGAGGAAGACAGAAAGGUCAUGGUGGGAGGACCAAAGGCCCCUGCUCCAGGACAGUCAAUAGCUUUCUCAAGGACAGAUUUGUCAGAUUCAUCCAACAGUGUAAUGGAUAGCUCUGCCAGGACUUUGAACAUUGGUUCCUCUGCUGCUCGGGCGCCUGGUGUGCAGCAGCAACUGCAAAGAAAUCAGCACCAGCAACAACACCACCAUAUACAGCAACAACAGCAGCAGAUGAUGCAGCUUCACAAGCAGCAGCAGCAGCAGAUUGCCGCUGCAGCAGCUUCUGGCCGGAACAAACCCCCUUCCAGCAACGGAAACCUUUACCCAGACCACAUGCCUCCAUCAAUUGCAGCUAAGUUUCCUAACGCAAUGUCUGCAUUUCCUCAGAAUUUCCAGACUGGUAGUAGCCCUGCUGGUCAAAGCCCUCAGUGGAAGAACUCUGUGAGGCCAGCUGCUCCUUCCUCGUCAUUCAACUCGCCAAGUUCAUCAUCAUCACUUAAACAGCUGCCACAACAGCAGAGCAGCCGAGGAGGGCAACCGGGAGGUCAUACCCAAAUAUCCUUUGCAUCCAAUCCUAAGCAACAGUCAUCGACAUUGCAGCAACAACAACAGCCACCUCCAAGUGGUAGCAAUCAUUCUCCAUCUCCACCAGUAAUGGUGGGUUCUCCCACCACGUCGUCUAUCUCCAAAGGUGGUGCUGGUGGAAGUCCAAGGACAACUUCAACGUCAAACAGUAACAAAGGUGGGCAACAACAGUCUUCUCAGCAGGGAAAGAACUCGCAUUCCCAUUCUCCAUCGGUGGCUACCCAAAAAUCUUCAUCAGCUGCGGGAGGAAACAUUCCAUCCAUCCUUGGCCAUCCUCAUAACACUCAGACGUCAACCACCAGCUCAAGGGGUCAACAACAACUGUCCCAGCAGCAGCAACAACAUCUGCCUAAGAUGCAAGCACAGUUGCUGUAUAACGCUGCUUUCAUGCAGGCACAAGCUCAGCAACAGCACCACGCUCAACAAAACAACACUGCAGCCUCAGCAUCUCCAACGAGCGGGUUCUAUCUCCAGAGACAUCGUGGCGACCAACAACAGCAGCAGGGAUCGACGCCUCCGCCCUCGUCGUCAGGGAUGCUGUCAUUGUGCCCACCGACCAGCCUUGCCAACUCUCCAACGACCGACCCUGCAAAGUCGGCUGCCGCUGUUGCUGCUAACAACAUGAAGGGUGGUGGUGGUGGUGGGGUGUUGCCAAUGCAUGCACAGUUUGCCGCCGCGGCAGCUUCGUCGGGGAAGGGGGGACACCAGGUUGGUCCUGGUGGGGGUUUCUCGUACGUGCAGCAUUCUGUCCCGGCUGGUGUGCAGGUGAAGCCGGCAGAGCAGAAGCAGCCAGCUGGUGAGUAAAAGUAAACCCCCCUGCUGCUGUAUUUAUUUUGCUUCCCAGAAAGAAAGAAAGAAAGAAGGAAAGUAUCCGCCCCUGCAUCACCUCGCCGGAAGGUGGUGGUGUUGCUGUCUGGUCUGGUCGAGGGGAAUGGAAGGAAGGAAAGAUGGUAGUUGAGAAUAUAAUAAGAUUUUGGAAGGAGAAAAGAGUUUGAGAAGGGAAACUCUUUUCUCAGUGUUGAUAAAGAAUGACUGAAAAUGGGAAGGGAUCUAAUCUUUAAUUUGAUUGGAAGAGAUGGAUGAAGAAGAGAGAGGGCAGUGGUCUCUUUACUUGUCCUGGGUUUGUUUGUAACGAGGUGUUGUUGGUUUCUUCUUCUUCUUCUUCUUCUUCUCCUAGAGUUGUUUCUAUUGUUGGUUUUUGAUGUUGCAGAUAAUAGAAGAAGAGGAAUUAGGCAGGGUAGUUUUUUUCCUUCCCUUGUCAAGCAAGCACAAUUCUCCUUUUGUUGAUUAGUGUUAGUAUUAUAAAUAUAUUUUAUUUAAUGAUAUUAGAUUGAUUAUUGUAAUGAGGAAACAGUUAUGAAAAUGGAGCAAGUGGAAACAGGCAUGUUGAAAAGAGAAAUGUGGAGGCAGAUAUGAUGAUGAUUGAUAAGAAGAGAGUUUGACAUGUUGUUGGGUAAUUUGUAGGGUUUGGUUGAAUGCUGCCUGCAAAUCUGUUUAGUCGUAGUAUUGUGGGGAGGAUUGUCGAGGAUUGUGAAAGAAAGGUAAAGGUGUAGCCUUUAGGGUUAAAAAGGAAUUUGGCGAACAAGUGGUUGGUUGGUUUUAAAAUGGUGUGGGGGCCAGACAGGGAAUAGAAAAAACAAAAGGGUGGGUUUGUAGUUGGAAAAGGGAAGAGAAAAGGUGGAGAUGAGGCAAAAUUUGAAGAUUAAUGAUGAUGAUGAUGUCCACGUGGCGCUUCUCUACUUGAUUAUAUCUAAUUAAUUAAUUAAUCCCAAAGAUCUUUCCUUCUCUCUUUAUGGACCGAAUUGGGGGUCCAUUUCUUUCUGUUUCCUAUUAACAAAAGGCAGUGUGGGGACAGAGACAGACAUGAAUGUGCUCAAAAACUUACCUUACCUUGAUUUGUGAGUUUUGUCUUUUUUUUUACUAGUCAAGUUUAUUCCUGUUUUCCUAAAGGGGUUUGUGUAACAUUCCGAAUCUUUUCUCGACGGAGAUAUUGUCCGUUUUGGGCCUUGACACUCACGGUUUUGGAUUUGGAGUGCAAUUCAAGGUGACUUCUCAUAAGGUCACUCAUCCUUGUUGUACUCCACACUGAGCACGUUUAACUUCGAAGUAAGCACAAGAACUCCUCCAUUUACCCAAAAACGUGUUUUGUCAGUUAAGGCCGGUUUCCUACUUAUGAACCAUGGAUCUCUCUCGUACUUUGUCGAUGUGGGAUUUGCCUAAGGUGUUACAUUUUGUUUAGUUCUGGGUUUCCCUUAUGCAACAAACAGUGCAUUGCUCUCCCUCUCAUUCAGACUCGGUUCAGCUAUCGUGAGCGGGUAAAUCCGCGGGCAUGCACACUGUAACACAUACAUUUAUUGUGUCACCGUGUACAAUAUAUAACAUCUCAGCUCUUUUUUUGAACGAUAUCGGACUAACCCCGCAUAGUUUUUUUUGGUUGAAAUCUGUUAUGGUGAGUUCUUAUGAGGUCAUUUGAUUUUGAAGUAUUUUACACCGACUGCGUUUAACUUUAGAGUUUUCACAAGAAGUUGUCCCUUUCAUCUCAAAAUGUGUAUUGUCAGCAAAUGUUGGAUGUGCUUAUUAUACACGGCAACAAUCAAUUUGGAAGUCGAAU
Linum trigynum is the source of this 8547-nucleotide messenger RNA. Lineage: Eukaryota; Viridiplantae; Streptophyta; Magnoliopsida; Malpighiales; Linaceae. The record is from the annotation of a GenBank genome assembly.